GAGAGAAGCAGGUGAGUUUCAGUGAAGCUCCGGUCUCACCUGUGAGCUGAUUUAAUGACGUAUUAGUGACGCAUCGAUCGGUUCCUGCGCUGAAUCAGCUGGUAGCUCCGCUUCUUGACCCUCCCGCGCCUGCCUGUAACAACUACGCAUGAACCCCAGGCGUGUGAAGACCCGUUUAUGCUCGCCGUUCAACAAACGUGACGUCACAUCCGUUUUGGUGGCGUUUGGGCCGCGCGGGCACCUCCCGACCCUGGUCGGACCGGAUUACAGACAGAUUUACAGCCGGUAGAGUACCGGCCUGAUGGUUCUACCCGCCAUUAAGUAAUACAUCAGCACAGAAGCUGCGACACUCACACAGAGUACACACAUUAUAGACUCUCCGCAUCCCCCCGGCCUUCUGGAGGCUAUCAUUAUGCAAACCCAUUAACAUCGUUUGAGAAGUGUGUAUACGGGUCAAAGGUCGGCGCCUCUGAUUGUGAUGUCAUGGUGAUGUCACAGUGAUGUCGUGGGUGAAGCAGCGGUACCGUGACAUCAGCCCCAUGACCCUGCAGGUGGUGGGCGGGGAUGUGAGCUCCAGCCUGUACUGCGCUGAGGUGGAGGGUGUGGCGGGGGGGCUGGUGGAGUCCUUCCUGGUAGAGCUUUAUCGCUGUAAACUCUGCCAGUUCACCUGCGGCCUCAAAGCCACCAUCAGCAGCCACCUGCUGCUCAGGCACCGCCCCACCACCUACAUGGGUGGGGCCGAGGGUGGGGACGGGACCGAGGCAGGGCUCCAGCAGGGGGCGUCGCCCUAUCAGCUGAAGCCAAGUGACGAGGACGAGGACUUUCUGCUCUACAACAUGCUGGACAACAUUAGCCCGCCUACCUGUGACAUCAGCAGCGAGGGAGGGCUGCAAGUGGCCCACACCUGUGAGGUCACCACGCUGUUUGAGGAAGAGGAGGAGGAAGAGGAGCAAGAGGAAGAGGUCUCCUCCAUUUUCCCUCUGAAGGGGGGCUCCAUGUCCUGUCCCUCUGACAGCCCCGCCUCCCAGGAGGAGACAGCGCAGUCCGCGCACCUCAUGACUCUAGGGCUGUGUCGGAUCUCUGCAGUCAGACCUCCUCCUCCUCUUCCUCCCUCCUCCUCACCACGCACACAGUCCCCGACUCCACCCGAUAACCCCACACACCUGCAGGACAGCGGGGCUGACGAUAGAGUGAAGGUUCCACCCCCCAACCUGCUGUGUCUACUUUGUCCACUGACGCUGCCGUCACAGCGCCUGCUCAACAUCCACAUCAGGUCUCACCGCGCCUCCGGCGGCUUCAGCUGCGUCCGCUGCAGCUGGACAGCCGACAGCUGGGAGGAACUGGAACAUCACUGGAGGAGCCACUCCAGCCGGAGAAGGAAGAGGAGGAGGGAAUGGGAGCAGCAGGAAAAGAAGGACAAGAAGAAAAAGAAGACGAUGGCAGCCUGUCAGAGGACGUUCAGGAGCUCCACCCUGCAGAACGCUCCUGAAAAAUCACAGAAACACGAUGGAUGGAGGAGCCAGCGGAUUGGACAAGGAAAACAGAAGGAGGUGGAGCUUCCUGACAGACGGAGCAGCAGACCUCAGGCUGGAUCACAGCCUGGCGCCACGGAGACCGCGAAGAAAGCCAUAAGGAUGAAGAACAGAGAUCGCAAGGAAACGACGGCAGAGAACGGGAAGCAGACGGGUUUCAGUUGCUCGCUGUGUCACAGGAAGUUCUCGUCUAAACUGACUCUGAGGCGUCACCUGGGCAUUCACAAGGGAGAGAAACCGUUCACCUGUCCUCACUGCUCUUACAGCAGCCGCCUGAAGGCUUCACUACUGCAACACCUGAGGACUCACACAGGUGAGAAGCCAUACAGGUGUGCCGAGUGUCCGUAUGCAUCCAUCGAUCGCAGCUCUCUGCUCCGACACUGCAGGACUCACAGUCAGGAGAAACCCUACAGGUGUCAGCAUUGUGACUACAGCAGUAUCCAGAAGAAGAGUCUGGAUCUCCACGCUCGCCGCCAUCACACAGGCGAGGUGUUUCCAUGCCAGCAUUGUGACUACUCGAGCCCAGACCGCCAACUGCUGCUGAGACACAUUCGCAGACACCAUGCCCCCUCCCAGCAUGCUGCUUUCUUAACAUGAACUGGGAGGCGGGGCUCGAUGACAUCAUUGUCCAUGGUGAUUAUGUCGCAGGUUUAUGACUGUUUUUAUUUGUGGGUGUUUUUUAAAAUGAAAAUUAAAGC
Messenger RNA from Archocentrus centrarchus (flier cichlid), 2230 nucleotides. RefSeq names its product oocyte zinc finger protein XlCOF6. Gene Ontology annotation, molecular function: RNA polymerase II cis-regulatory region sequence-specific DNA binding; DNA-binding transcription factor activity. NCBI's taxonomy places the organism in Eukaryota, Metazoa, Chordata, Actinopteri, Cichliformes, Cichlidae. The record is from RefSeq and is a predicted model, not a curated record. The transcript has 8 exons. Gene Ontology annotation, biological process: regulation of transcription by RNA polymerase II. Bases 501 to 2129 code for a protein of 542 amino acids.